AUGCCGCUGUUCGGUAAAUCCCACAAGAGUCCGGCUGACAUCGUCAGGACCCUGAAGGAAAACCUGGCCAUCCUAGUCAAGCAGGAUAAGAAGACAGACAAGGCGUCUGAGGAGGUGUCCAAGUGCUUGGUGUCCAUGAAGGAGAUUCUGUACGGGAGCAACGAUAAGGAGCCCCACACCGAGACUGUGGCCCAGCUGGCCCAGGAGCUGUACAACAGCGGCCUGCUGAUAUCGCUGGUAGAAAACCUGCAGGUCAUAGACUUUGAGGGGAAGAAGGAUGUGUGUCAGAUCUUCAACAACAUCCUGAGGAGGCAGAUCGGGACGAGGAGCCCCACUGUCGAAUACUUCUGUUCCCACCAAGAGGUCCUCUUUAUACUGCUGAAAGGGUACGAGACGCCCCAGGUAGCGUUGAAUUGCGGGAUCAUGCUGAGGGAGUGCAUCCGCCACGAGCCGCUCGCCAAGAUAGUUCUCCACUCCGAUCAUUUCCACAGUUUCUUCAACUACGUGGAGAUGUCCACCUUCGACAUCGCCUCUGACGCCUUCGCCACCUUCAAGGAUCUCCUGACAAGACACAAAGUGCUUGUGGCUGAAUACCUCGAACAGAACUACGAUGCUGUGUUUGCAGACUAUGAGAAGCUGCUGCACUCCGAGAACUACGUCACCAAGAGGCAGUCCCUAAAGCUUCUGGGCGAGCUGUUACUGGACAGACAUAACUUCACGGUGAUGACGCGCUACAUCAGCAAGCCUGAGAAUCUCAAGCUGAUGAUGAAUCUGCUCAGAGACAAGAGUCCCAACAUCCAGUUUGAGGCCUUCCAUGUGUUUAAGGUGUUUGUAGCGAACCCCAACAAGACGCAGCCCAUCAUCGACAUCCUGCUCAAGAACCAGACCAAGCUCAUCGACUUCCUGAGCAACUUCCAGAAGGACCGCGCGGACGACGAGCAGUUCAACGACGAGAAGACGUACCUAAUCAAACAGAUCAGGGAUCUGAAGAAACCGGCCUCCUAGAGAAGCUCCCCUCCCCUUCCCUCUACCCCAACUUUUUAUCAAUAAGAACACAUAGAAAAAAAACACAUUAACAAUGAUGGUUAUUCUAUUUAAAAAAAAAAAAAAAUCUUCAAGACGUUAUUUGUCUUUUUUUUUUUCUCUUUGUUGGGUCAUUAAAAACUUGUGCAAGAGUAGUUCUCAAUCACUGAUCUUUUGUAAAUUUUUUUCAUGAAAUCUCUGUUUUUUUUUCAUCUGUAGCAUGUAGUGCCACAACUCAUGGUGUUGGAGGCAGCUGAUUUGCUUUUUUUUUUUUGUCAGGAGAACCAGCGGUUCAAAAGCUUUGGCCAGAAUGGUCGAGUGGCUGUCGAACAAACAGACGUGACCAUUUUUGUAUUUUUAAUCACCGUCGCUGCGCACGAGUUAAUCUCUGUUUAAAUGAAGUAGCUGCAAAUCAGAAAAAUAAUGAAGAAUUUCUGCUUUUUUUUUUUUUUUUCCUAUUAGCUGGGUCAACAUGUCUGGUUGGGAUGAGAGCAUCUUAAGUGUGAAACACAUUCUCAGUCUGUUUGUUUUUGUGCUGCCAAAUCUAAUGAUUGCUGAAGUUUUCUCAAUCUACAGCUAAAAAGCAUCAUCAGACUUGAACUUCACACUGAAACAGAACAAGUCUCGUCUUCCAAAAAGUUAAUGUUGUAGCUAAUUAGUGAUGAAGCAUUUCUCUGAAGCUGGGGACGCGCUGCACAUUAUAUAAAGGCUGAUUUAACUAUGAAAACUGCUUUACAAGAUCACAAAGAUUUUUAGGAGGUUAAACCGGCUCUGGCUGGACAUAAUUAGAUUUUCUCAGUGUGAUCCUGCAGUUUGAGAGGCUUAAUCUGAACUAGUUUAACAUGCAGCAGUUUGUUGUUAAAUGUGCGACGCCAACUCUUUCCAGUUAAAUAUAAUUUUAUAAGCUUCAGGAGCAUCCGCCCGUGCCAAUCUAAUGAACUCAGUUAGCUCCAGUAAGACUGAGAAUAGAAGUGUUUUUGAGACGGUUGGUUUCAGUCACUGUUGACCACAGCUUGCCAACGAAAAAUAGUAGUUGUGAGCAUAUUUUAAGUCGUUGAAAUGAAGAGCCUUUGUAAUUGAAUGGGCUGCUAUCGGUACAGUAAGCUUCAAUCAUUUUGAUCACUGGUUCUCUUUGCUGGUAGCUGAUAGCACUUUCUGUAUGAUAAAAAAAUAAUAUGAUGAUUCAAAUGUUUUUUUUUCUUUUGUUGAUCACCGUUUUCACACUGCUUGAUGGUAUUUUUUUUUUUUUUUUUUUUACAUAUAGUUUCAUUUCUUGUCUUGUACAGUUUAUGGUUUGUACACCUGAGGUGAGUGCCUGCCAUUGUGAAUGUGAACAUGAACAAGGAGGCACUUUGCUGUGAGGCGGGAGCCCCUCGUCGAGAGAGGAGAGCAGCUGUGAAGACGGCGCUUUGUGUUUUUCUUUUUCUUUUUUGUUCUGUGUCGCUCUGAUUUGGAUCUGAUGUCGGCGUUAGAAAAGAAACGGGAGAGAAGAUUCAGAGGUGCCUUUUUGGUUUGGUGUGUUUUCCCUACUUCUUCUCUUCUCUUUUUUUUGUACUUUCAUUAUCUUUCUAGGGGGAGCUUAAUUAUGAUGAUGAAAAUAUGCUCUGGAUGGAACAUAUUUGUUGCGAUUAAGCAGUGAACCUCUUAACUCACUAUAUUUGAGUUACGCUGUCAAAUACACAUUUGAAACUUUUUGCAGCUGAUCGGUUGCCAUUGUGUACGGAGUCACAACCAGUUUGUCGCCAUAGUAGCACUAAUUCAAUAUGUGGAUUACAAGCUGUAAAAAGUCAUUUGGGAAUUGUGUUGAAAACGUGUGAGGCCAAAGUUGAUCUGUAACAGGAUUCAAUGGUGAAAUGUAACUGUGAAAAAUGCACAUGUAGUUGAAAUGUGCAAAAUCAGCGAGGAUUAAACACUUUUAAAAACACUGUUGGUUUUAUAUUUGAGCUGGAAAUGAAAAAUGACCAUUUUUCCAUUUUCUAAGUCAGUAAAAUUCAGAAUUUAUUUUCUAAUCAAUAUUUGAUCGGCAUCGUUAGGUUACUUUGCGCUUCUAUUGAAGUUUUGAAAUAAGCAGCAGUAAAUUUCAAACUCAUAGCCGUCUCGUGUUAAAUAAAGUGAAUCAAACAGAAAUAAAAGAAGUAGUACAGUACAGUAGGGUGACUAACAAUCGUAAACAUGUAAAGUGCAAUUUUGCUUUAAAAAAAAAAUGGGAGAAAAAAAUAGAAGUUGUCUUUGUUUUUUCUUUUUGGUUGAAAAAUAAAAAAUGCCAGCUACUUUGGAUGUUAAAAGCUGUGACAGUAUUUAUACUAUAUCAGAAUAAAACAUGAGAUGCAAAUGUAGACUGACCAGUUUUACAUCACAUGUGUCACUUGAGCCAAACUCAAUGAAUUCUUUGUUGUUUUUUUUUUAAUUUUAUUUUUUUUGUCUUGGCCUGUUUUACAACUACGGUUCAAGCAGAAAGCUCCACAUUUUUCUUCCCAAUGCGCUCAACGAAGAGCAGCCACCUUAUUUUCCACAUGGAUGCUACUGUACCACAUUCGCAGCAAAAUAAAAGGAUGGGAAUGCAGA
Molecule: messenger RNA, 3588 nt
Organism: Seriola dumerili (greater amberjack)
Lineage: Eukaryota; Metazoa; Chordata; Actinopteri; Carangiformes; Carangidae
Gene: cab39l
Product: calcium-binding protein 39-like
Exons: 8
Coding region: 1-1005 (334 amino acids)
Biological process (GO): intracellular signal transduction
Molecular function (GO): protein serine/threonine kinase activator activity
Source: RefSeq, a predicted model, not a curated record